AUGAAAGAGCCUCCUUCUAGCUUUACGCCUUCGCAUUAUACAAUCGGAUGGAUCUGCACUUUACGAAAAGAGCAAAAAGCGGCACUAUACAUGCUCGAAGAUAGGCAUGAGGAUGUCUUAAAUCUAGAAAGCGAAAACAUCUGGUAUACACUUGGAAAUAUUAGCGGGCACAAUGUUGUUAUUGCUUGUCCGCUUUUACCUUACAGUGCAGCGAAAACUGCAGCACAGAUGAUUUCCGAAUUUCCAUAUAUCAAAGUCUGCCUAAUUAUAGGAAUCGGCAGCGGCAUUCCUCCAACAGUUCGACUAGGGGAUGUAGUUGUCAGCUGUGCUAAGAAUGGGGAUCCUGCAGUUCUGCAAUGGACCAUGGUGAAUGCAGAGAAAGACGGACAAUUUAAGCGGACAGGCAGUUUGAGUAAUCCUCCAACAGCACUGUUGACAGCCAUGACCAAGCUUGAGGCUAAUCCAACCGAGUCUCAUGGCAAGGUGCUUAGUUAUGUCAACCAUAUUAAAACUCGAGAUGGCGUACCAAGGAAUUUUAUCAAAUCUCACUUGCACCAGGAUCUGCUCUUCAAGCCAGGCUACAGCCACGUUAGCAGCACCCCAGACCCUGAUGGAGAAGAUGAUAGAGAAAGUGAAGAGGACGACUGUCGAUUUUGUGAUAAAUCAAUGAUCGUCUACAGGGCGCCAAGAGAGGAGAACAUCAUGAUUCAUUAUGGUCUGAUUGCAUCGGGAAACCAAGUCAUUAGAGACGCCAACAUCCGAGAGAAAUUCAAAGAAUUCAACAGGAACAUCCUUUGUGUUGAGACAAAAGCUGAAGGCUUAACGGACGACUUUCCUUGUGUCGUUAUCCGAGGCAUUUGCGAUUAUGCAGACUCGCAUAAAACUGAGAGAUGGGAGAAGUAUGCUGCAAGUACGGCAGCAGCAUAUGGGAAAGCACUUCUCACAGUGCUGCCGGUGAAUGAUGUUAAAUUGCACGCGAUUGAGGACAAGUAA
Messenger RNA from Trichoderma asperellum CBS 433.97, 993 nucleotides. NCBI's taxonomy places the organism in Eukaryota, Fungi, Ascomycota, Sordariomycetes, Hypocreales, Hypocreaceae. The record is from RefSeq and is a predicted model, not a curated record.